CAAGGAGAACUGUCACGUCAUUCGCCGACGCUACACUGUGUAUACCCAAGGAAGGCCGAGAUCUGACGAACAGACAACUCCCUCAGAAAAGAAAGGCCAUAGUUAAUAUUUUGGUCUGUUUCGUAUUUGUUUGGCCCCCUUCACUUUAAAACAUCAUGUUCCGUAACUUUUCUUAUGCUGCGUGCGCGCUCGCAGUUGGCAUAAAAAAUCAUGCCGACGGUCCCAAAGAUCUUACUCUACCCGCUGCCAAUAUGCUCAGUCUCGAAAAAUGUCUUCCUAGCGUGAGUGCCCAUCAUCAUCAUCACCAUGGCUGCGAACCCAUGUACGUUGGAGAUCGGAUCAAAAAGACUGUUGGUUUCCCACAACUGACGGCUUGCUGCAAGCCCCUGCGUUACAAAGACUUCAUCAUCUCCUACGAUACCAAGAACCGUAUCCCCAACUGGGUGUACGAGCAUCUCCAGUACAACAAAUUCUUCAAGGAUGACCCAUGCGACAAGAGAGUCAACGUAUGCCCAUACAAUGACGACGCCGCAGCUUUGGGCAUUGAGAAGCCCAAGUUCCACCCGGACUGCCGUAUCCACGGCUACCACCGCGCCGAUGUCAAGGACUACUGCGACACAGAUUAUGAGCUUGGCCUGAUGGCAGACCCCGCCAACUAUCCCUUCGACUCCGAAGCCUGCGCGGAGACCCAAGUCAUGACUAACGUCGUACCUAUUGUCCCUGGUUUCAGCUGUGGCCCAUGGUUUGACCUGCAGUGUUACAUCCGUGAGAAACUGGUCAGGGAGAACAAGAGCGUGUACGUCUGCUCUGGGCCUCUGUUCCUGCCAUGCGAUAACGAAGGCAAGGCGUGCAUGAAAUACGACGUCUUGGGCGAGGGUGAAGUGUCCGUGCCAUCUCACUUCUUUAAGGUGAUCAUCAUUGAGAGCCAUGACGGAAACCUGGAGCUGGAGUCUUACAUGAUGCCAAACGUCACCCCGGAGGAGGGAGCGGAAGUCAACCUGGACGACUACCUGACCCCGCUGUGCCAGAUCGAGCACGCUUCCGGUCUCAUCUUCUUCCCAGAGAAGAAGGUCUGCUUCACUAGCAACAACAAGAGGAGAGGUGCCCGUCUCCACGCGCUAUAAACUUGCAGCAAUAAAUCAUAGAACAUGUAUUUCGCCGUCAACUUUCCCCUAAACCAUUCGUCGUCACUGAUGUAUUUCGCAAUCUUGUCCAUAUAAAUUUGGAUCACGACGAACAGCUGCAUCAUGAUCUACGAACAGUUAAAAUUCAAACCAGCGUGAUAACGACUGUGUCUGCCUGUGAUGAGUGAGCUAUUCCCUGAUGUUGGGUUUCCUCCCCGAAGAAAUACUAUGAAGAAUAAUUUCAAGAGCAAUAUCUCAUUUAUGGUGCGGCAUCUUCUGAGGCAAGAUUUUGAGACUUGACUCAAAAACGUGCUGUGAGCCUGGCUUGCGUCGUAUCGCUUAAUUUCACCAUCUAAGUCUGGAUUCACAUCUGCUAUGAUGGAUACAAGUCCUUUACCUACACUGAAAAAAGAGAUCUAGGUGGGAGUGAUUAUUUCCAUAACGCCAUGAGCAUUAGUGGGCUUAUUUCUACUUAACAAAUGGCUGCCUGGCCCACACUUAUCAGUGUGCAACAUCAAAAAGAGGCUUUUUGUAGCAUCAAUAAAUUAUAGAACAAAUGUCGUCUUUAGAUAAACCAGUGCCUUUCAAAACAUG
Messenger RNA from Aplysia californica (California sea hare), 1718 nucleotides. RefSeq names its product endonuclease G, mitochondrial. Gene Ontology annotation, molecular function: nucleic acid binding; single-stranded DNA endonuclease activity; metal ion binding. The transcript has 5 exons. Bases 156 to 1124 code for a protein of 322 amino acids. Gene Ontology annotation, biological process: apoptotic DNA fragmentation. Lineage: Eukaryota; Metazoa; Mollusca; Gastropoda; Aplysiida; Aplysiidae. The record is from RefSeq and is a predicted model, not a curated record. Gene Ontology annotation, cellular component: nucleus; mitochondrial inner membrane.